AUGAAGCUUCGACCAGCUCAAACACUGGGAAAACAUAUAAAGGUUAAAGUGUCACUUCUAAAGGCAAAUGAGGAAGUCGUAUUCGUUGACUUUAACGGUGUUGGCAGCAACAAAGUAAACUGGUUUUCCCAAGACAGGAUAUUGCGUUCUUCAUUCUCAGACCUUCCUUACUCGGCAUCCAUGAACUAUGCAAGCAUCGCAGGCUCGGGAGCAAAAGGGCAGAGGAGGUUUUUCUUGCAGAAAAACUACGGAGGCUGUGACGUUGACGCUGGCUGGGUGGUCAUUGCUGAUCGACUAAAGCCGGGAGGUUCAGAUCCCUGUUGGUGGGAGCAAGUGAAGCACGUAGAGCGUCCAGCCUUCCUCUAUUGCCCCAAAGAGAGCAAUUGCAAAAACAAGGAAUACGUUGCUGCCGACACAUUUCUGAUUUUGGUGCAGCGCGCCUAAUACAGGACUACACGGCAGCCUGGCAGAUAUCAUAGGAAAGCCACGGCCCAUCGUCUACUACAGUGCUGAUUGUGUAGGACGCACGUGAAUUCCAGCAGCAGUCUCUAUUAUGGACUCUUGAUGUGAUAGAUACAUCCUGUACCCUUACACGCCUGCAAUAUUCGAAUUUUUUUUUAGAGGAUUCUUAACUUAUUCCGUGAACACAAUUAAUUUCCAAUGUGCAAUAUUCAGCAAUGUCAUUGCCUGUCAUUUUGUGCUGUACCUUACAUCAAAAAGAAAUAAAUAAAACAUCCGACAAAUGUAAAAUAGUCGCAAUGUAAAAUGA
Messenger RNA from Priapulus caudatus, 769 nucleotides. RefSeq lists its product as uncharacterized. The record is from RefSeq and is a predicted model, not a curated record. The coding region runs from base 1 to 444 and encodes 147 amino acids. Lineage: Eukaryota; Metazoa; Priapulida; Priapulimorpha; Priapulimorphida; Priapulidae. The transcript has 5 exons.